CUCAGUUAAAAUAGGUUUCAGUGCGAAAAAAUACUCCCGUGCAAUACGAGAUGUCUACUGAGAAAACUCCGUUAACGUCAAGUAUCCCAAACGGUUUACAUUAUAGAAAUGAUUAUGAGACUGGCUUGUUUCUUACACGACGAAGAAAAGAAAAACAGCUACAAUGCCUUACACAACUUAUUGUAAUUUUGAUCUUCGUUAUGGCCCUGAUGACAGCGAUCAGCUAUUCAGUCCAUAAUACCGAUUCUUUGGUGGACAACUCGACAAACCCAGAAAUUAUUCCAUCACCAGGUACAUUGCAAUUAAAAUGGAUGCAACAAAAUCCUAAAUUAAAAAUUGUAAAUGCACUGGUUGAGCAUUCCCUCACCACAAGUGAGUGGCAAGCGGCUGUAAAAGCCGGACAAGAAGCUAUAACUACGCGGAUCGCAAUUGAUACAGCAAGUGAACCAUUGCCAGCACCAUCACCCGUUUCGAGGCAUCAGUAUGCAGUAAAAACUAGUCUCAAAGCUGGGAAAUUAGCUCUGGGUGGAAUAGGAGAAUUGGCUGCAACACGAUUGAUUGAAAAAUCUCGGCUACAGUUGGGAGUACCUUCUUCAGUUGGUUCUUAUUUUAAAAAUAUUUGGGUACCUACUGAUACAUGCAAAGAAUUUUCUGCAAUUAAUUGUACAGUCAGCAAAUAUCGAACCUUCGAUGGUACCUGCAAUCAUCCAAGAAAUUACGGUGCAGCCUUGACACCGUUUAUUAGAAAAAUUCCGGCAGAUUACGCCGAUGGGAUCGAAUCACCGAGGACAGGAAAAUUCAAUAAGCCAUUACCAUCCGCAAGAGAAAUCAGUCUGAAAGUUCAUCCACCAGCCCCUAGUUCAAAUCCCGAUUUUACGGUAAUGUUAGCAGUGUUUGGCCAAUUUUUAGACCAUGACAUAACAGCAACGGCAAUCAGUCAGGGAACAAACGGUACUUCUAUAUCCUGCUGUCCUGCAGAACUUCACAAUCAUCCUGAAUGCUUUCCCGUUAAAACUGGACCCGGUGAUCCAGUUUUCGACACAGCCAAAAGAGAUUGCAUGGAAUUUGUCAGGAGUGCACCUGCUCCACAAUGCAAAAUAGGACCCCGUCAACAACUCAAUCAAGUCACAUCUUUCAUCGAUGGUUCUGUUAUUUAUGGCUCAGAUGGUGAAACAGCGAAAUCCCUUCGAGAAGGCCGAGGUGGUUUGUUAAAAAUGUUUGUAACACCGGACAACCGAACUCUGCUUCCGCAAAGUACAAAUCCCAAUGAUGGCUGUAACCGAGAUGUAGAAAGUGUUCGAGGACGUUACUGUUUUGCUUCUGGGGAUGGAAGAGCGAAUGAGAAUUUACACCUCACGACCAUGCAUCUUUUGUGGUCCCGGCAGCACAAUAAAGUCGCUACGGAGCUUUUUACAAUAAAUCCAAUGUGGAGCGACGAAAUUCUUUUCCAAGAAGCUCGUCGAAUAAUUGGAGCACAAUUACAACAUAUCACGUAUAAAGAGUUUAUUCCAGUGAUCUUGGGAGAAGAAGACACUGAUCGCCGAAAAUUGAAGCCAUUAUCUUCUGGUUUUCGAGCCCAAAUUGAUUUGAACCCGGUCAAUCCAGCUAUAGCAAAUAGCUUUGCUUCCGCAGCUUUUAGAUUCGCACAUACAUUGUUACCGGGUCUAAUGAAGGUUUCAGAUGCACAAAAUGGGACGUUCACUUACGUAGAACUACAUCGAAUGCUCUUUAACCCAUACAGUUUAUACAAAAAAGGCGGCAUGGACAGUUCGUUAACAACGGUUACAUCCAACACCAUACAAAAAACAACCACACAUGUCACUUCUCAGCUGACAAGACAUCUUUUUGAAGACCCUCUAGCCAAUGCAACCGUUCCUUGCGGUUUGGAUUUGGUUUCAUUGAACAUUCAGAGAGGUCGAGAUCAUGGUCUUCCUGGCUACAUCGUCUGGCGACAGUUUUGCGGACUCAGUGAAAUAAAAACUUUUGAAGACCUUCGUGGAGAACUUGACGAUGAUGCUUUAAACGAAAUCUCUAAAUUGUACGAUCAAGUCGAUGACAUUGACCUUUACACGGGAGCACUUGCCGAAAUUAAAGGUUCUGAUGGUCUCAUCGGCCCCACAUUCAAAUGUCUCAUUGGAGAUCAAUUCUCGAGAAUUUUAAAAGGAGAUCAGUUCUGGUACGAAACACCUGGGAAUCCACAAUCUUUUACAGAAGAUCAAUUGAAGGAGAUCCGCAAAACCUCUCUGGCGAAAUUGAUUUGCGACUGUUCUGACGAAAUAUAUUACAUUCAACCAGAAGUAAUGCGUUCAGUCAGUACCAAGAAUCCAAUGGUGUCAUGUGAGGAUCUUCCCAGCUUGAAUUUAUCGUUUUGGAAGGAUCCGCAAUUAUCAAUUUUGGAAGCAGCAGAAACGUCGGAGAAGCCCGAAGAAUGGGUUAAUUUCGAGAGUAAUAUUAAGUUAACGAUCGAAAAAGUGAUUGAUGAUUUUGUUCAAACCUCGGUAACUAAAAACGUUAGUUGGGUAGAAUUUGGAAAAUGGUUGAAAAAUUCAUUCACCGAGCUUAAAAACGAAAUCAUGAGUGUGCAAUCGAUGACUGGUAGAAUAGUCGAAAAACCAUCAGGGGUGACAAACUCGGAACGGGAUUUCAAUGAAGUAUCCGAUGAAUCUCAAAAAGUGGAAACCGUUACGAUAAAACGGUCAGAAUCUACAAUAAGCAAUGAUUGGAUGCGACUCAAAAACGAAAUAACGACAAAUCUCACAGAUGCGAUGGUGAAUGCAACUGGUGUUCCAACAAUUGAGCAGCGCCAUGAAAUAUUAAAAAGUAUAAUAACCGAAGUUACGAAGAUUGAAAAAAUGAUCGGGUCCAUACGAAUAUUGAAAAACAGUUUUAAAAACGAGACCAUAACAUCAGCCGACAUCGAGCUAUUUAAAAAUGACUUCAUCGAAGCCCUCAAAUCUGCAAUUGAUCGUAUACAAAAUGGAGCACCCCCUCCUGGUGAUAUAACCUGGAUAACGUAUGGGAAUGAAAUAAAAAACGAAUUUGAAAACGUUGCGAAUUAUGCCCGUAUCCUGGCAAAUAAAACGGUCCAAAGUAUUUCUACGCCACAACUAAAUAACAAUAAUGCUUUUGCACACCAAAAAAUUAGAGAAAUAGCGACGGCGAUUGAUCUGAAAGGUGAAAACUUUUGGUACAAAGUUGGUGAGUAUGUGAACCGAUCUACAACUGAUGCUAUUGCGAAUAUGAUUGGGAAACAAUUGCUACCAAAUGGACCAGAAUUAAUGGCUACAAGCUGGAAAAUUAUGAACGAUCUUUCCAAAUUUGAAGAUGACUUCGCAAAAAUUAAUAAAAUGAAAUCGGAGCAGUAUUCUGUGUCACCGAAAUUUCCAUCUACAGCGAGUUUUUGGAAUGAUUUCAGAAAUAGUUUGAAUAACUCGAUACAAAAUGCUUUUUCAAAAAUCGCUGCAAAAAAUCUGCCUCCCGGCGAUCCUGCUUGGACUCAAUUUCAUUCGGAGAUAAUGAACUCUUUUGUCAAGUUGAAAGAUCAAAAUAUGCAGUUUGAAGGAAAGAAUAAAUCUAUUAUAUCGAUAGAUACAAUUCAGCUAGAAAAGGACACUCUGCUUCCGUUUCGUUGGUAUACUUUCAAAUCUGAAAUUAUAAGUUCUGUGGCGAGUAUGCUGAAUAAUACCAUUAGCAUAAUCCCUCUGGCUAAUAGUACAGUGUGGGCACAAUUCAAAGCGGAUAUUAUUAGCCAGUAUAAAAAAAUUCCUAGUGAGGAAACAGUGAAAAAAUCACUAGGCUCCGAAGGCGCAAGAAAAGACCCAAACUCGUCAGAGAAGUCAAUCCUGGAUUGGCUGUCCUUCAAAGACGAAAUUAAUAAAUCCAUAAAUGAAAUAAUCAAUAAUAAAUUGAACAAACCAUUCACUAUAUAUAACAUGUCUUCAAUGCUAUCGAAAUCAAAAGUUGAAUCUUUCCCGGAAAACUUGGCUCAAUUUACGGACGAAAUUGAUGAUUCUCUGGCCCGAUCGUUUGGAUUAAACCGUUCGAAAGUUUUCCUUCCGAAAAACGACUCAAGCUGGACGUCUUUCAAAGAUGCGAUAAAAAAUGAAUUUUCUACACUAAGAACCAUGAUAGCUUACUUAAAUGCUAAUACCUCUUCACAACCGAUUGCUGGUUUGCAAGUCCCUUUCAAGUCAGUUUCUGAAAAUCUUAAACCGAGAAUUAAGACAAAGAACAGAGUUGCUGAAAAGUUGCCGAAUUCAGGUUUGACUAAAACAAUUUUACAAUCGACGGAAAACCUAGAUAAAAACGGCACUGUACCUGUGAUUGAUUGGGAUGGUUUGACAAAAAAAAUAACCAAUACGGUAGUGACUUACGUGAAAAUUAUGAAUGACACUGAUGUCGGGGAAUGGAAGGCCACAAAAGAUCUAAUUCGAAAUUCAUUCAUGCAGUUACGGGAUCAAAUCCGUGCGUCAAAGAAUCACACUGUAGGGAUUCAACCGAAUCGUUGAUACGGAUAUAUUUAUGACCAAAUCCAUUGGAUUUCGCACAAUUUCUCGGGAGGAGUCUUUCGAAUUUGUUCAGACUUGGGCACUUCAAAGUAUCUUAAAAACUCUCUAAAUCUCUAAAAAAUCAAAUUUAAAUUCUCUAAGUGCUCAAAAUCGCAAGAACAAGCCUUAUAAAGGUAAAAAAAUAUCCAUUUUUUUCUUCGUUUUAAGAUGAUGGUUCACAAAGACUUUAUGUUCAAGUCAAAUAAUACCGGUUGCAUUUUCUUUAGUAUACCAUUGAGAUUGCAGAAAAAAGUUGUUCAGUUUUCCAGAUCGAGAGGCCUUUAAUUGCGAUCAAGUUAAAUGAAUUUAAAAUUUCCAUAGAGUCUUAAAUUUUUGUGGAUAUCGGAGUCGAUAAAAAUCGGUGUUAUGCAGGGUCAAAGUUAGCGAUUUUCCGUAAAAUUUCGGAAAUGACCAACUUCGGAAUAAUAUUUCUUUAGGCUUUUUCACGCAAUGCAAAUUUUCCUCAUGACUCAUUUGGAGGGUAUGAAAAACGAAAAAAAUAAGCCAUAUCAGAAGUUAAUUAAAAUUGAAAUAAACCUAUAGCUUCAAUUUAAAAAUGGUCAUUCUAUGGAAAUUUUAAAUUCAUUUAACUUGAUCGCAAUGGAAGGCCUCUCGAUCUGGAUGACUGAACCACUUUUUUCUACAAUCUAGAUGGUGUACUAAAGAAAAUGCCUCCAGUAUUAUUUGACUUGAACGUAAAGUCUUUGUGAACCAUUAUCUUAAAACGAGGCAAAAAAUGAACUAUUUUGACCUUUAUAAGGCUCGUUCUCGUGACCUUAGGAACUUGAAAAGUUAAAAUUUGGUUUUUGAAAAUAGUUCUUAAGGUACUUUGAAGCACCCAAGUUUGAGCAAAUUCGAAAGAACCCUUCCGAGAAAUUGUACGAAAUCCAAUGGAUCUGUUCGUAUACAAUUUUUUUUUUCUCGCAGCUCUAACGGAAAUCUUUAAUACAUGAAAAAAAGUUUUUUUCCCAGAAUUUCGGAUUGAAAAAAAAACAAUUUACAUAGUACUCAAGCCACUUUUCGAUAUUUUCCUGUUUUUUCUCAAAAAUCGCGAAGCAAAACUGUUUUUUUUGCUCUCAUGACAAAAAAUGUUAGUGCUUCAUGGACUGAUAAAUUUAAUAAAAUUUUGUCAUCCUCAAAAUAUAUUAAAGACUACCUCGCAUAAAUCAUUUUUUUCUGUAUACUUGACUAUAACUUAUGAAAAUAAAAAGUGUGAGGCUACAAAUAACUAUUCUUGUCGUCCUUACAAAAGACUGAGUGAAAGUAUUUUGCAAAAACAGUUUUUCAACAUUUUUUCGAAUUCAAAUUCUCUAUUUCAAAGUUUGAUAUUUCAACGCAGAAUAGGUUAUAAUUUGGGAAUUUUCUAGUUUUCCUAUUUGUUAUAAAAAUUGGUAAAAUAUUUUGACUGAAUUCUGGUGAAAAACAAAUGGAGGCUAUUGAAUCCCAAAUCGCAAAAAUGUUCAGUACCAAACUGUUUAUUUACAAUCAAACUAUUUGAGUGUGCAAUAUGGCAACUUUCUACAAUAGACCUAUUUCGAUCCUGUUAAUUUAAUUUUUUUAUAUACGUAAAAAUUACGAGACCGAUUUUGGAAGUUUUAUGAAAAAUAUUUUGGUUUUUACAUUCAUUAGUCUCCAUUUUUUCUAACAGAAAGAGGUCAAAAUAUUUUACUCAUUUUUAUAACGCAUGAGGAAACUAGAAAAUUCUCAAAUUUUAAUAUUUUCUGCGGUGAAAUAUCAGAUUUUGAAGAAAGGAAUAUAAAUUCAGCAAAAAAUACAGGUGCAUUUAGCAUGUUGUAAUUUUUGUAUGAUGCCCCAGACAGUUUUCGUGCAUAAAAACAUAUAUACCUGUAUGAAAAAUACAGGAAAAUUGAAAUCAAUCGAUUGAGAAAACGCUAAAUUAUUUGUUAUGACAAGUAAUUUAAAAAAACUAUGUUUUUACAAAGUACAUUUAUCCUUUCUUUUGAAAGGACGACAAAUACUGCUAUUUGUAGACACAUGUUAUUUAAUCUCAUGAUUUAUAAUUAAAUAUACAGAAAAAACAGAAAUAAAUUAUGUGAGGUAGCCUUUAAAUUUUUUGAGAGUAACAAAAUUCAAUGAGAUUUAUAAUUCUAAUAAGCAUUAACACUUUCUGGUAUGAGAGCAAAAAAAACAGUUUCGCUUCGCGAUUUUUGAGAAAAAACAGGAAAAUAUCGAAAGGUGGCUUGAACACUAUAAAAAAUUUUUUUUAUUUGAAAUUUUGGGAAAAGUACUUCUUUUUUAUGUACUGAGGAUUUUCGUUGGAGCUCCGAGAAAAUAAAAAAUAUAUAAACAGUUUUCUACCCCGACGGGAGGAAAACGAGUAUUUCAGAUCUUGCCGGAGCUUGACAUGUGAGAAAUUACCUAUCGCAUCUUUCAUGUGUAUUUGUUUCCAAUUCAUCUACGAAAGUCUCAUCAGUGGUUGCGACGGAAUUGUUUUUCCUCAUAUCAAUUGUUUCAGGUAUUGGUUGACGUGCUUAGCACGCUUCGAUUUUUCAUCAAUAACUGCUCCGAAAAAUAAGCCGGCAAGGACUUGCUCAGAUCAAACCUCGGCAAGAUCUGAAAUACUCAUUUCCCUCCCUUCGGGGUAGAAAACGGGUGCUUUCGGCUUGACCUGCCUGAAAGAUGUUUGGUUUCUGCCGGCACGUACAGCUUACUGUGACCAAUUAACAUUCAAAUUCAAAAGAAAGAGAAUAUAUACAUUUUUGUAUUUCUAUUUUUUUUCUUUUAAAAUUUAUUCGAUCAUGUUUACAUUUACAAACAUAUAUUUAUUCAACGUACUUUAAAAUCAAAACUUAUGAAAAGUCAAAGCGUACUAAACACAUCAACCGGCAUCUGAAACAAAUGAUGUGAGGAAAAACAAUUCCCUUGUAACCACCGCUGAGACUCUCAUCAAUGAAUUGGGAACAAAUACACACGACAGAUGCGAUAGGUCAUUUCCGACAGAUCACGCUUUGAUGAUACAUCUUUGUAUCAUCAAAGAUACAAAGCUGAAAUCGAUUUUUUUGCAUUACUCUAAUACAUAUACAUAGAUAUUGUUACGAAACGCUCUAGCCGAUCCGACCUGUGCGUCAUUACACGUCGGUUUGAGCUUUCUAAAAUUAAGGAGCAGGCACGAAAGAACGGGAGAACGCGAAAUUCAUAUUGGAAAAUAUGACAAUUCGAGUUUAUUCAAUAAAAAAGAUGUUUCGUACAAAAUGUGUAAUUAUCAUGGUCACGUAACCGAAUAUUUCAUUUAUUUUCAUUUGUUUUUUCGCAAUGUUUGUCGGAUCUGCUGAGGAAAAUCCUGAAAGACAAACCAAAAGACGAGCGGUUUCUUGUAUGAAAUUCAAAUGAAUGAUUUUUAAAAUUGUUUUAUUUGUUACGGUUAAUAAAUCUUUGUAUGAAAUUGUAUGAAAUUCAAAUGAAUGAUUUUUAAAAUUGUUUUAUUUUUUACGAUUAAUAAAUCUUUUUUUAUCAGGUU
This is a messenger RNA of Venturia canescens, 8025 nucleotides long. RefSeq lists its product as uncharacterized. The coding region runs from base 51 to 4508 and encodes 1485 amino acids. Gene Ontology annotation, biological process: response to oxidative stress. Lineage: Eukaryota; Metazoa; Arthropoda; Insecta; Hymenoptera; Ichneumonidae. The transcript is spliced from 4 exons. Gene Ontology annotation, molecular function: peroxidase activity; heme binding. The record is from RefSeq and is a predicted model, not a curated record.